Molecule: messenger RNA, 1185 nt
Organism: Ziziphus jujuba (common jujube)
Lineage: Eukaryota; Viridiplantae; Streptophyta; Magnoliopsida; Rosales; Rhamnaceae
Product: 5'-methylthioadenosine nucleosidase
Exons: 8
Coding region: 217-1014 (265 amino acids)
Biological process (GO): nucleoside metabolic process
Molecular function (GO): methylthioadenosine nucleosidase activity
Source: RefSeq, a predicted model, not a curated record
UGCUUCAUACGCAUAGAUUUUCUCUUCUCAGGCGCAGCCCAAAAAGUUAGAAAUGUAAAAAUAAAAAAGGUUUUCUUGACCGUCGCUCCAAUCCCACAUUGUCUACAACUUUCUUUUUUCAGUUUUCAUUGUGGAGCGUAGACUUGUCUCCAGGAAUAUAGAGCGAGUGAUUGCAGAGAGAGAGAGAGAGAGACAGAGAAACAAGGAAAAAGUCUAAUGGCUCCUCUUGGCGACAAAUCGGAUACUGCAGAGGAAGCCAUGGUUACCGAAGCUGAAAACAAACCCAUUUCCAACAUCCUCAUCCUCAUCGCUAUGCAGACCGAAGCGCUUCCUCUGGUCAACAAGUUCCAGCUCACUGGGGACGUUGAUUCCGUGUUCCCAAGUGGGGUCCCUUGGGUCCGGUACCAUGGAAUUUACAAGGAUCUUCAUCUUAAUCUAAUUUGGCCUGGAAAAGAUGCAGCUUUGGGGGUUGACAGUGUGGGCACUGUUUCUGCAUCUCUUGUGAUCUAUGCUUCUAUUCAAGCAUUAAAGCCAGACCUUAUUAUAAAUGCUGGAACUGCUGGUGGCUUUAAGGCCAAAGGAGCAAGUGUUGGUGAUAUAUAUCUUGCAUCUGAUGUUGCUUUCCAUGAUAGAAGGAUACCCAUUCCAGUUUUUGAUCUAUAUGGUGUUGGUUUAAGGCAGUCCUUCUCUACGCCCAACCUUCUUAAGGAACUUAACCUUAAGGUUGGUAAGUUGUCAACCGGUGAUUCUCUAGAUAUGUCUCCACAAGAUGAAGCAUCAAUCAGUGCAAAUGAUGCUACUGUUAAAGACAUGGAAGGUGCAGCUGUUGCCUAUGUGGCAGAUCUUUUGAAAGUCCCUGCUAUAUUUGUUAAAGCUGUUACUGAUAUAGUGGAUGGUGAAAAGCCAACUGCAGAAGAAUUCUUGCAGAAUUUGGCAGCAGUAACUGCUGCUCUUGAAAAGGCAGUUACACAAGUAAUUGAUUUCAUCAACGGAAAGUGCCUCUCUGAACUUUGAUGCAUCUAAGUCCCACUGAAGUUUUUGAAAAAUAUUAUGUCUAAUGUAAUGUUUUGCGGAUCUUGAAUUCCUAAGAUACCAUCUUUAAUUGAAAAUUUGCAACCAAUUUCAUAGUUGAGUAGGUAUAUGUUAAAAACAACUACAUGGCAAUGCAAUAACAUUUUCCUGAAA